AUGCCUUUUGGUUCAGCAGGUUUGAAAGAGCAGCUGUUUAAACCUGGGAAAGAAGAGGUGAAGAACACUGUGGGGGACUCUCUAGGAAAACUGCAAAGGAAAAUAGAUGGCAGUAAUGUGGAGGAAGAAGACAACAUUGAACUGACAGAGGAUGGCCGUCCAGUGGCAUCAGCACCGCGUCCUGCCCCUCUGCUGGACUGCAGCUGUGGCGGUCUGCCCAAACGAUACAUUAUCGCCAUCCUCAGCGGCCUGGGCUUCUGCAUCUCCUUUGGGAUUCGAUGCAAUCUUGGUGUGGCCAUUGUGGAAAUGGUGAACAACAACACCGUCUACAUUAAUGGGACGCCGGUGCUUCAGAAAGCUCAGUUUAACUGGGACCCAGAGACAGUGGGACUGAUCCACGGCUCCUUCUUCUGGGGCUACAUUGUCACUCAGAUCCCCGGUGGCUUCAUCUCCAACAAGCUCUCUGCCAACAGGGUGUUUGGUGCUGCCAUUUUCCUGACGUCGGUGCUGAAUAUGUUCAUCCCGUCCGCAGCCAGGGUGCAUUAUGGCUGUGUCAUGUUUGUUCGCAUCCUGCAGGGUUUAGUGGAGGGGGUUACCUACCCAGCAUGCCACGGGAUGUGGUCCAAAUGGGCGCCGCCUCUUGAGAGGAGCAGACUAGCUACCACGUCAUUCUGUGGAUCUUAUGCGGGAGCAGUGAUCGCCAUGCCUUUAGCCGGUGUGCUGGUCCAGUACGUUGGCUGGUCUUCGGUCUUCUAUAUUUAUGGUGUUUUUGGGAUCAUAUGGUACAUUCUCUGGCUGCUGCUGGCGUAUGGAAGUCCUGCUCAACAUCCCACCAUCACAGAUGAGGAGAGGAUGUACAUUGAGUCCACCAUCGGUGAAACAAUGAACCAACUGAGUGUGACUGAGAAAUUCAACACCCCGUGGCGCCGUUUCUUCACUUCCAUGCCUGUGUACGCAAUCAUCGUGGCCAACUUCUGCCGCAGCUGGACCUUCUACCUGCUCCUCAUCAGCCAGCCGGCGUAUUUUGAGGAGGUGUUUGGCUUCCCCAUCAGCAAGGUGGGGAUCCUGUCUGCCGUCCCCCACAUGGUGAUGACCAUCGUGGUUCCUAUAGGAGGACAAUUAGCCGACUUCCUACGUAGCAACAAAAUCAUGUCAACCACUAAUGUGAGGAAACUCAUGAACUGUGGAGGAUUUGGUAUGGAGGCAACUCUUCUGCUGGUGGUUGGAUUUUCUCACACUCGAGGAGUGGCCAUUUCUUUCCUUGUGCUGGCAGUGGGCUUCAGCGGAUUCGCUAUAUCAGGUUUUAAUGUCAAUCAUUUGGAUAUUGCUCCUCGCUAUGCCAGUAUCCUGAUGGGCAUUUCCAACGGGGUGGGAACGCUGUCUGGAAUGGUGUGUCCCCUCAUAGUGGGAGCUUUGACCAAGCAUAAGACUCGUCUGGAGUGGCAGAACGUCUUCGUUAUUGCGUCCAUGGUGCAUUACUCAGGGGUCAUCUUUUACGCCAUCUUUGCCUCGGGAGAGCAGCAGGACUGGGCCAACCCCGAAGGGACGAGCGAGGAUAAAUGCGGCAUCAUUGACGAGGAUGAGCUCGCCGAGGAGUCCGAGCUCAACAACGAGAACGUGGCGGCUCCCAAAAGGAGUUACGGAACAACGGACGAUUCGUCCGGCCGGAAGCAGGGCUGGAAACAGAAGAGAGGGGCGACCAUGCAGGAGCAGGAGGAGCACUAUGGAAAUGGAGACUACCAGGACCGCUACCAAUGA
Salarias fasciatus (jewelled blenny) is the source of this 1758-nucleotide messenger RNA. RefSeq names its product solute carrier family 17 member 8 (gene slc17a8). NCBI's taxonomy places the organism in Eukaryota, Metazoa, Chordata, Actinopteri, Blenniiformes, Blenniidae. The record is from RefSeq and is a predicted model, not a curated record. Gene Ontology annotation, biological process: neurotransmitter loading into synaptic vesicle; synaptic transmission, glutamatergic; regulation of synapse structure or activity. Gene Ontology annotation, molecular function: neurotransmitter transmembrane transporter activity; L-glutamate transmembrane transporter activity. The coding region runs from base 1 to 1758 and encodes 585 amino acids. Gene Ontology annotation, cellular component: excitatory synapse; synaptic vesicle membrane. The transcript has 12 exons.